Molecule: messenger RNA, 2301 nt
Organism: Purpureocillium takamizusanense
Lineage: Eukaryota; Fungi; Ascomycota; Sordariomycetes; Hypocreales; Ophiocordycipitaceae
Gene: ALG10
Product: glucosyltransferase
Exons: 5
Coding region: 1-2121 (706 amino acids)
Biological process (GO): protein N-linked glycosylation; dolichol-linked oligosaccharide biosynthetic process
Cellular component (GO): endoplasmic reticulum
Molecular function (GO): dolichyl pyrophosphate Glc2Man9GlcNAc2 alpha-1,2-glucosyltransferase activity
Source: RefSeq, a predicted model, not a curated record
AUGAUGGGUGACACGGCCACGUCGAUGCUCAUGGCCAGCAUCGAUUUCAGCACCCUGCUGCUAUGCUCGCUUUUGCUGGCUGUAUUUUCUUAUGUCUUUCUCUUCCAUUCACGGGCAGUACGCGACAGACCAUGGGCCCUCGUCUUCCCCGCUGUGCUGGCGGCCGCUUGCGUUGCCUGGUCUCGCGUCGUCUCCCGAGAGGUUCCCGAGCCGUACCUUGAUGAGGUGUUCCACAUUCCGCAGGCUCAAAAAUACUGCGAGGGCAAGUUUCGCGAGUGGGACGACAAAAUCACGACACCCCCGGGGCUGUACCUGUUCUCGAUAUCGCUCUUGCAGAUGACCAGUUGGCUCGGCUUGGACGGUGCAUCUCGCUGCGAUGCCGUGAGCCUUCGCGUAGGCAAUGCUGCCGGCCUGUUCGCCCUGGUGUACCUGGCGCUGCUCUGUCGCCGAGAGAUCGAGGCACAGCUAUAUGGAGCAUUCUCACGAUCGCUAUCACGUCCAUACUCGGCCUACGCGUUACAUACCGCGUUCAACAUUGCAUUGUUUCCGCUCUUAUUCUUCUUCUCGGGCCUCUACUACACAGACGUGCUCUCUACGGCCGUCGUCGUCGGCGCGUUUCUCAAUCACCUGAAACGCGUGGCGCAAGACAGGAGCUCCUUUACAAGCGACCUCUGCACAGUCGCAAUUGGACUACUGGCCUUGUUGAUGCGACAGACGAAUGUGUUCUGGAUCGUCGUUUUCAUGGGCGGCCUGGAGGCUGUUCACGCCGUGAAGACGCUCCGACCAGAACGAGCAGAUCAACCCUUCAUGACGACGCUUGGGGAUCAAAUCAAGUACUUUGCCUGGCGAUAUUCGGUCGGCGAUAUUCAUGAUCUGCCGCUCCGCCAUGCGUGGCACGAUGAUAUGUUGUACACGGCAAUCAGUCUCGUGAUUGCGGCCCUCUGCAAUCCGUUGCGCAUUAUGCGGCAGGUGUGGCCGUACGUUAUGGUUCUCGUCGUCUUCGCCGUUUUUGUGGCCUGGAACGGCGGUGUCGUCCUCGGUGACAAGUCGAAUCAUGUGGCGACACUUCAUCUGGCACAGAUGCUCUAUAUCUGGCCGUUUUUUGCCUUCUUCUCACUGCCGCUGCUCCUACCAUCUGUCGUUUCUCUCCUGUGUGCGCUCCAUAUCGGGGUGAAGUCACAACGGCCACAGCCGCAGUCCACGGUCCAUGUUCCAAGCGGGCCUCGAGAUAGGCCAUUCAACAUCUCCGCAUCGAGUAUCAGCAAGACAUCGCCUCGAGAUGACGGCACGAGGCCUUCACCUAUUGCAGCAAAGCAGUCCAAAGUAUCCCUCGCACUGGGCAUCGCCGAAGGUUUCAAGUUGUUGUCGUGGCCUCUGUAUCUUUUCGGAACGGUGGUACUCGCGGGACUCAUAGUCCGCUUCAACACCAUCAUCCACCCGUUCACGCUAGCAGACAAUCGCCAUUACAUGUUCUACGUCUUCCGGUACACCAUUCGGCGUGCGGGCUGGAUCCGGUACGCCCUCGUGUUCGCGUACACAGUUAGCCGAUGGAUGGUCUGGGGCACUCUGGCCGGGUACAGCGGCUUGUCCCCUGCCCCCGCUACGGUGCCAGAUGACAGCCCGUAUCUGAGCCAUCCGUUUUGGAUCGCCUAUAGUGAGAAGAGGCAGACCAAGGCUAGGUACCCGGCGACGUCGCUAGCCGAUGGCCGCACAGCGGAGGACUCUCAGUCACAGCGGCAACUUGCGGACGACCCUUUGCGCUACUCGGCAAACACCGCGUCGACGUCGACGGGCUUGCUGUUUCUGCUCGCGACAUCUCUGUCGCUCGUUACGGCGCCUCUAGUAGAGCCCAGGUACUUCAUCAUUCCAUGGGUAGUGUGGAGGCUCUUUGUCCCUGCUUGGAGGCUGCCCGAUCAUCUGCUCGUCAGCGGCGUGUAUACGUUGACGGGCAGAGCCGCUCGGAUCUUUACACGGUAUGAUGUCCGUCUGGUCUUGGAGACUGUGUGGUUUGCGGCGGUAAACCUGGCGACGUGCUACAUCUUCAUUGCAAAGCCAUAUGUAUGGCGUGCCGAGGACGGGACGGCGCUAGACGACGGGCGCCUGCAGCGGUUCAUGUGGUAGUCGAUGAUCGGGCGUCAAGCAAGAGCUAUGCCCACAGCAUCACAAGGAAUAGCGCCGUGGUGCAAAACGGACGUCGUAUUUUGACGAUAGAUACAUACACGUAGUUCCCUUCCCUUUACCCUGUCCCGUGCUGGCACGCGUGAGCGUGAAAAAGAAGCCGCUGCGCCGGAAAGAUGUCCC